Molecule: messenger RNA, 1116 nt
Organism: Adineta steineri
Lineage: Eukaryota; Metazoa; Rotifera; Eurotatoria; Adinetida; Adinetidae
Source: the annotation of a GenBank genome assembly
AUGAAUUGUCUUCGAAAACGUUUGUUUCUUUCGGACGAUUUAAAAUCAAUUUACGAUACACAGUUAUUCAAAAGUACACCUAUAACGAUUAUAUGGUUUGAUGAAAAUAUUGAUGAAGACUUAAACGAUCAAUUACAAAAUAUUCAUGAUCAUAUUUUCAUUACAACUGAUAGAUCAACAUUUCUAGAUUAUAUUCAAACUAUGGUUAAUGAAGCAAUCGUUGUUUUAUCUGGUGCAAUUUCUCAAACUAUAAUACCAAUCAUUCAUGAUAAUAAACAAAUCAAUUCGAUCUAUAUAUUUUGUAUCCAGGAUUCAAAAUAUAAAUAUUUAUGUGAUAUAUAUUCGAAAAUUGAUAGUAUUCAUACUGAAUAUAAUUUAUUAUUUGAAUCAUUGGAAAAAAAUAUAGAAUUAAUAAUGAAACAACAAAUAUCAUUAAAUCUAUUCGAUCAAUCAGGACAAUCGACGCAGGAUUUAACACGUGAAUCAUCAGAAUUUUUAUGGUAUCAAUUAUUACGUGAAUAUAUAAUGAAAAUGAUUCAAACGAACGACACUAAAAAAAUUAUGCUGGAAAAAUUUCGUCUAUAUUAUAGAACAAAUAAACCUUAUCUAUCUAAAAUAGAUGAAUUUGAACAAACAUAUACUACGAAUGAUGCAAUAAAAUGGUAUACAAAAGGUACAUUUCUCUUUAAAAUCGUUAAUCAAGCAUUAAGAACACAAGAUAUUGAAGCACUAUUAGCCGUUCGUUAUUAUGUUGUUGAUCUUUGUAAAUGCUUAAAAGAAGAAUGUGAAAAUUUUCGUGAUUAUUAUGAAGAUGUUAUUCAAGUUUAUCGUGGACAAACAUUAUCAGAUUUAGAACUUGAUCGAUUAAAAAAUAGUAUUGGUCAAUUAAUAUCCACUAAUGGAUUUUUAUCUACAACUAGAUCCUUAGACAUUGCGUCAUUAUUUGCAACAAAUACAAUAUUUAUAAUUAAUGUCAAAACACAAUUAGAAGGUGUUGUGUUUGCUGAUGUUCGAUUUCACAGUGAAACACCUCACGAAGAAGAGAUUCUAUUCGAUUUAGGUACAAUAUUCAAGAUUUUAGAAGUAGAAUAUGAUGAUAGUAAGAAAUUAUACUAA